AUCUAUGCGGACCCUGCCAAAAGGUUGGAGCUGUAUUUCCGCCCCAAGGACCCUUACUGCCAUCCCGUAUGUGCCAAUCGCUUCCCCACCUCCACCAUGCUGCUCAAGGUGAAGAGGAGGACCAAGAGGAAGAAGCAGUUGGACAGUGAAGAACAAAUCCAGCCAGAAGUGCAGUUUGAGAUGGAAAUUCUUGGGACUGUCACCACUGUUUACAAAUUUCAAGGAAUGUCUGAUUUCCAGUACCUGGCAAUGCACUCUGGUCCUGAUGGCAAACAAACCUCCAUGUACGACAAAGUCCUAAUGCUCAAACCAGAGAAGGAAGAAUUUUUCAAUAGAGAGUUACCUCUCUACAUCCCACCACCAAUCUUCUCACGUCUGGACACUCCUGUUGACUAUUUUUAUCGGCCAGAUAUACAGCACCGGGAGGGAUACAACAAUCCCCAGGUGUCUGGUGAGAACCUGAUUGGCCUCAGCAGGGCCCGGCGCCCACACAACGCCAUCUUUGUGAACUUUGAUGAUGAAGAAAUCCCAACUAAACCACUGGAUGCUGCUGUACAGACCUGGAAGAAAGUGUGCACCAAUACUGUGGAUAAAAAGGUGGAAGAAGAGCUGAGAAAGCUCUUUGAAGCCCGUCCUGUCUGGUCUCGGAAUGCAGUAAAAGCCAACAUAAGUAUCCACCCAGACAAGCUCAAACUUCUGUUGCCGUAUUUGGCCUAUUACAUGUUAACAGGUCCUUGGAGAAGCUUAUGGGUUAGGUUUGGGUAUGACCCCAGAAAACAUCCUGAAGCAAAGAUUUAUCAAGUACUGGACUUCCGAAUUCGCUAUGGAAUGAAAUAUGGUUACGCCGCUAAUGAUAUGCCUGUGAAAGCAAAGCGCAGCACGUACAACUACAGUCUGCCCAUCACUGUCAAGAAGCAAGUAAAUCAUACAGUCAGUGUACACGAUCUAAAACAGGGGCUUGGUACAUCUGGUGCAUCUGGUGCAAAAAAGCCAGCUUCUAGCAGAUAUAAACUGAAGGAAUCCAUCUACAUUUUCCGAGAAGGAGCCUUACCCCCUUACCGGCAGAUGUUCUACCAGCUGUGCGACUUGAAUGUGGAAAGCCUGCAGAAAAUCAUCCGUCGGAAUGACGGCAAGGAGUCAGAGUGCACAGAAAGGGAUGGGUGGUGCCUUCCAAAGACCAGCGAUGAUCUGCGAGAUACCAUGUCUCUGAUGAUAAAACAGAUAAUCAGAUCCACAAGACCUGCUCUUUUCUCAAAUACAACAAGCAGUGAAGAUGGCAAAGAGCAGCUGGCAUACGAAUCCGGAGAGGAUGAGGAUGAUGAAGAGGAGGAGGAAGAGGACUUCAAGCCUUCUGAUGGGAGUGAAAAUGAAAUGGAGACAGAAAUUCUGGACUAUGUGUGA
Molecule: messenger RNA, 1401 nt
Organism: Apaloderma vittatum (bar-tailed trogon)
Lineage: Eukaryota; Metazoa; Chordata; Aves; Trogoniformes; Trogonidae
Gene: GTF3C5
Product: general transcription factor IIIC, polypeptide 5, 63kDa
Exons: 10
Biological process (GO): transcription initiation at RNA polymerase III promoter
Cellular component (GO): transcription factor TFIIIC complex
Source: RefSeq, a predicted model, not a curated record